Messenger RNA from Neopsephotus bourkii (Bourke's parrot), 2775 nucleotides. It is a transcript of the gene TRIM32, whose product is annotated as tripartite motif containing 32. The record is from RefSeq and is a predicted model, not a curated record. Gene Ontology annotation, molecular function: protein binding; zinc ion binding. The transcript is spliced from 3 exons. NCBI's taxonomy places the organism in Eukaryota, Metazoa, Chordata, Aves, Psittaciformes, Psittacidae. Bases 641 to 2584 code for a protein of 647 amino acids.
AAGGAGUUGUGUAACUCUCGGCGUGAACAGAAAGAACUUCUCUUUGUUGCAGUUGCCUGCUCCCACUUGAGCCAAUGGGAAGCUGAACUUUUCUGUUGGAAGUGCUCCCAAGGGUGAAGCUGGCAAACCCGCAGCAGGGAAGCGAAGAUGCUCCGUGCAUGCAGCCAUAGUUCAGGACAAGGUGCCUGUCCGCAUCCCUCUGUGCCCAGCUCUUCAGUUUAAAGACUGACUCCUUCCCUCCCCUCCUCUUCCCCUACAAGAAACGUUUCCUUCCCCAUUGCUUUUAAUAGCUAAGCCAUGCAAUAGCAACGCUAUUGAAACUCAGUCUACUGAAUAACAACUUAAUGAUGGGACCCCUGUUCUAUUCCUUUUGAACGGCUGCUUCAGGGGGAUCUGCUCCCUGCUGGGAGGGAGGUGAGGGUGGAGAAACCUGGAUUGAAGCUGAAUGGCAACCAGAGUGCUGGAAAACUGAACCAGAAGGCAAGAAUGAGGUCAAUGCUGCGAGCCUGAAACCAGGAGACGUUCUAUGCAGUUAAGCUAAGUUCAGGAACUAACGGAGAGCACUUAGGGUUCAAUUGGAGCACCUUGGAAUAGAUGCGAGAAGAAGACUUUGUGCUGGGUAAAGCUGCCUUGGAGCGCCAUGGCUGCCGCCCCUCAUCUCAACUCAGAUGCACUCCGAGAGGUCCUGGAGUGCCCCAUUUGCAUGGAGUCCUUCACUGAGGAGCACCUGAGACCCAAGCUCUUACACUGUGGGCACACCAUCUGCAAACAGUGCUUGGAGAAGCUCCUGGCAAACAGCAUUAAUGGGAUCCGGUGCCCCUUCUGCAGCAAAAUCACACGGAUCACAAGCUUAGCUCAGAUGACUGACAACCUGACUGUGCUGAAAAUCAUCGACACCGCUGGACUGGGGGAAGCAGUGGGUCUUCUCAUGUGCAAGGUCUGUGGGAGAAGGUUGCCAAGACACUUCUGCAAGAGCUGCAGCUUGGUUUUAUGUGAGCCCUGCAAGGAGUCAUCACACAUGCCUCAAGGACAUAGAGUUGUUGCUAUCAAAGAGGCUGCUGAAGAGCGUAGGAGGGAAUUUGGGACGAGGCUUGCCAGACUUCGGGAGCUCAUGGGUGAUCUGCAGAAAAGAAAAGCAUCUCUGGAAGGUGUUUCAAGAGACCUGCAAUCUAGAUACAAAGCAGUUCUGCAAGAUUACAGCAAAGAAGAGCGCAAGAUCCAGGAGGAACUGGCCAGGUCACGCAAGUUCUUCACUAGCUCUUUGUCAGAGGUGGAGAAGGUAAAUAACCAGGUCAUGGAGGAGCAAGCUUAUCUGCUGAACUUAGCAGAAGUGCAGAUCAUGUCUCGCUGUGACUAUUUCCUUGCCAAAAUCAAGCAGGGAGAUAUAGCCCUCUUAGAGGAGGCAGCAGAUGAGGAAGAACCAGAACUGACAAACAGUCUUCCAAGAGAGCUGACUCUUCAAGAGGUUGAACUCCUGAAGGUGAGCCAUGUGGGACCACUGCAGAUUGGGCAGGUGGUGAAGAAGCCCCGCACUGUUAACGUGGAGGAAUCCCUCAUGGAAACUGCUGCAUCCUCAUCGGCAUCAUUCAGGGAGCCCGAGUUGGUGCAAGAGGAGCCCAGCUGCACGCCCAGUUCCUCCCCAGCCAAGCCAAGGAUGCCUGAAGCAGCCACGAGCAUCCAGCAGUGUCACUUCAUCAGGAAGAUGGGCUCCAAGGGCAGCCUGCCAGGGAUGUUUAACCUCCCCGUCAGCCUACAUGUCACCCUGCAGGGCGAGGUGCUUGUUGCAGACAGAGGCAACUUCCGAAUCCAGGUUUUUACCCGCAAGGGCUUCCUAAAGGAGAUCCGCCGGAGCCCCAGCGGAAUCGACAGCUUUGUGUUGAGUUUCCUUGGAGCAGACUUACCCAAUUUGACACCUCUUUCUGUCACCAUGAACUGCCACGGCCUCAUAGGUGUGACCGACAGCUACGAUAACUCUUUCAAGGUCUACACCAUGGAUGGCCAUUGCGUGGCGUGUCACCGGAGCCAGCUAAGCAAGCCCUGGGGCAUCGCUGCUCUGCCUUCGGGCCAGUUCGUAGUGACUGAUGUGGAAGGAGGCAAACUCUGGUGUUUCACAGUGGACCGUGGCGUGGGGGUAGUGAAGUACAGUUGCUUAUGUAGUGCAGUGCGCCCCAAGUUUGUCACCUGCGAUGCUGAAGGGACCAUAUACUUUACCCAAGGGCUAGGGCUUAACCUGGAGAACCGGCAAUACGAGCAUCAUUUAGAAGGAGGCUUUUCAAUUGGCUCUGUUGGCCCAGAUGGGCAGCUGGGACGCCAGAUUAGCCACUUCUUCUCUGAGAAUGAGGAUUUCAGGUGCAUUGCUGGGAUGUGCGUGGAUGCCAGGGGGGACCUCAUUGUUGCUGACAGCAGCCGUAAAGAAAUCCUGCAUUUUCCUAAAGGAGGUGGCUAUAACAUCUUAAUCCGGGAAGGACUCAUCUGCCCGGUUGGUAUUGCCAUUACUCCCAAAGGGCAGCUGCUGGUGCUGGACUGUUGGGAUCACUGCAUUAAGAUCUACAGUUACCACCUGAGAAGAUACUCCACCCCUUAAAGGCAUGUCUCUAAGCAGAGAUUUUUCCAGCCUCAUUGCAGUCUGACAGGAACCAGUGUCAAGCAUUCAGGAAGAUGGUGCCAUAACCAAAGGGGGAUCAACAUAAAGGCCGUUGUGUUUUGUGUUUAGAAACAAAAUAGCUUAUGUGGUGGUGGUCUGCUGCUUCUUCUUCUGUUUUAUUAAAAUCCAUA